UAGAAUUGAAAGAGGAUAGAAAUUGAUUUGCAGAAGAUGAAGCCGGGGAUUCUUCUUCUUCAUCACUCAUGGAGCGUUGGAGCUCCGCUUCUUCUUCGCACCUCUCAUUUCCCCCAGAGGCAGAAGCAUGUUCGGCUGGUUGUAUCCGCUGGUGCAGUGGAGUCGGUGAAUCAAGGCGAGCUGACGGCGAGGGAGAGAAGACAGCUGAGAAACGAGAGAAGAGAGAGCAAGCCGGCUAACAACUGGAGAGAAGAGGUGGAAGAGAGGCUUAUCAAGAAGACUAAGAAGGAGACUAAAUCCUGGAAAGAAGAGCUCAACCUCAAUCACCUCGCAAGGUUGGGCCCCCAGUGGUGGGUCGUUCGGGUCUCCAGAGUUAACGGCCAUGAGAAAGCUGAGCGCCUAGCUCGAUCCUUGGCUCGCAACUUCCCAGAUAUCGACUUCCAGGUCUACAUUCCAUCCGUGCAAACCAAAAGGAUAUUAAAGAACGGAACACUCUCUGUUAAACCAAAAUCGCUUUUCCCUGGAUGUAUGUUUUUGAAGUGUGUUUUGAACAAGGAUAUACAUGACUUCAUUAGAGAAUGCGAUGGCAUUGGAGGCUUUGUGGGAUCCAAGGUUGGAAAUAUAAAGCGACAGAUAAAUAAACCUAGGCCUGUAGAUGAGGAAGAUAUGGAGGCGAUAUUCAAACAAGCAAAGGAAGAGCAAGAGAAAGCUGAUCAAGCCUUUGAAGAAGAGCAGCGAGGAAAAGAAGCUCCAGAAGCUACAGUAUCAGUUAGUCCUGAAGCUACAGUACCAGUUAGUCCUGAAGCUACAGUACCAGUUAGUCCUACAAAACGGGGACGGCGGGGCAGAAAAGCUUCAGAACCUCUUGGAGCAGACAAUAAGCUUUUAGUGCCAGGGUCAACCAUUCAAGUUGUAUCUGGAACCUUUUUAGGAUUUUCGGGCAUCCUCAAGAAGCUUGACAAAAAAGCUGGCCUGGCAACGGUUGGAUUCACACUAUUUGGCAAGGAAACUUUAGCAGAUCUAGAUGUCAAAGAAAUUGUUGCCGAGGUUGACUAAUACUCACAACCAUUCAUAAUCAUCAUUUUCUUGGUGGAACAAAAUGUGCAUCUUGAAGAAUUUAAUACAUAUACAGACAUGUUUCAAGAUUUUAUCAAGGUCUGCUAGGAUUUAAUGCUAGCUAUGGCUGCACCGAGACUGGAAGUGGGAAGGAACCCAUUUUGUUUCUCAUGUGUCGGUUCACAGAUCCAUAAAAUCAAUGGUGCAAGGAUCAUUUUUAUGCAAGGGUCCAGCUCUAGCAAUGAAGGUUGAAAGAAGAGUAUAUGUACCAUGAGUGAUAGAGAACAGUUUGUGUGAAGUCUGAAAGAUCCAUGCAGUCUGUAAAACAGGAAACACAAGAAAGAUACUCAUUGACAGGGUUCCUGGAAAAUGAAAGCUGCAUUGUGGCAUUGUGGAAAAUUAUAAGAUCAAAGUCUCAUGCUACAUUGGAUUAUAGUUAUCCUUAUUUCAUUUUUUUU
Molecule: messenger RNA, 1514 nt
Organism: Ipomoea nil (Japanese morning glory)
Lineage: Eukaryota; Viridiplantae; Streptophyta; Magnoliopsida; Solanales; Convolvulaceae
Exons: 5
Coding region: 37-1056 (339 amino acids)
Biological process (GO): transcription elongation-coupled chromatin remodeling; DNA-templated transcription elongation
Source: RefSeq, a predicted model, not a curated record